AAUUUAUUUUCCAGCGUUACGGAGUAUAGCUGGUAAAUUUUGUUUAGACGGCAACGUAUGAAUGCUAAGUCAGGCAAGCGUAGCGGUCUUGACGACGUUGGGUAAUUUGAAUGUGACGUAUAGGGUAAUUUGUAUAUGAAAAGAAGUAGAUUCUUGAGUUGGGCGUAGAGAACGCCGAGGAUCAUUCUAGCCUUCUACAGCAUAGAACUAGCACGUCUUUUUUUGGAGCUUCCGAUAUAAACAUGGAUCCGUCGAAAGUCGCAGAGUUAAUUGAUGUCAAGAUGAGUCAGUCUCAGAACAAUCUUCUAUCCGAACUAGAUAAUUUAAUUUCAAGCAGACUUAACAAUUUUCAACAAUCAUUUGGAGAAACCCAGAAGAUACUGAACGACGCCCAGGUCGCGAAGAUUCGGGAGAUGCAUUCCGACGACUAUAAAUUCCAGAGGAGAGGAAAUGAAGAACAGCACAAGGUCAACGUUAAGAUUCAUAGAAAACUCGUGGAAGCCAAUCAUUACCUCGAGGGAUCCCAGGACAGGCCAUCAGCAGUUUCAGACGCUAAGGAAAAAAUAGCCGAAGGUAUAGACAUAGAAAAACGACAAAAGCUCAUCAAAAUGGCCGACAAGUCGCCGUUGGGAUGGAAACUUGUCGAUGAGUACGAGCAGAACACUUUAGCCGACGACUCAGACGAUGAAAAACGCAUGUUCAAAGCCGAGGCGAGGGCGGAAAGAAAAGCGAAGAAAUCUAAGAAGCCAGAAGGGAGGCGUUACUUCCCUUAUAGCGGAUACCGAGCUUCGCCAUGGAAGAGCCACCCAGGUUCCCAGAAAGAACAAGGCCCCUCCACAUCUAGCUACACAUCAUAUACCCCCUUCGGUCGUACGACACCAGAAGAACGCAAGAAGCCCGGGAUCUGUUUUUCAUGCGGAAAACCAGGCCACUGGAAGGUGGAUUGUCCGUCCAUCAGAGGAAGCCGUUCAGAUCAGAUAAGUGAAUCUAAGAUUUUUGUUGAGCAUAACAAGAUAGUAUCUGAGAGUUCAUCCCAAAAAGAAAUAGAAGGGAUAUCUGAAAUUGUACAAGUUAAAAAUACAAAGUUGUAUGAAGAAGCUGAGGGUCAAGAUACUGAGUUUGUAGACUCGAGAGAGAAGGAGAAUGUUUCUCCUGUUGGAAAGUUGAAAGAAAAUGCUAGUGCAUGGGCCGAAUUCGGUGCUAGCAAAGAGAUUUUAGACGUGAUCCAGAACGGUUACAAAUUGCCUUUACACACGUUGCCUGAUGACAGAGAACUCACUAAUAACAGAUCCGCACGUAACCAUUCAAAUUUCGUACAGGAAGAAAUUGGGAAAUUGAUAAAAAGAGGUUGUGUUUCAGGAGUACAAUUUAAGCCAUCAGUGGUUAAUCCCUUAACCGUUUCUGAAAACAAGGGAAAACUUAGAUUAGUGUUAGACUGCAGACAUGUCAAUCCACAUUUGUACAAGAACAAAUUUAAGUAUGAAGAUGCCUCGGUUGCUAGGGAUAUUUUUGAGCAAGGGGAUAACGUUUUCACAUUCGAUCUUAAAUCAGCAUACCAUCAUGUGGAGAUUUUUGAAGAACAUAGGAAAUAUUUAGGUUUUUGUUGGGAGUUCCAUGGUCAGAAGAGAUACUUUGUCUUUAAUGUUUUACCCUUCGGUAUAUCUACUGCUGGUUACAUCUUCACAAAAUUAACCAGAGUACCAGUUACUUAUUGGAGGUCACAAGGAAAGAAGGUUGUCAUGUUCUUAGACGAUGGGAUUGCUGGUUGUAGUGACAUGAAAGUUGCAAACGAAAUGAGCAGACAAAUCAAGGCCGAUCUAAAUAAGCUGGGAUUUGUUUUAGCUGAGACCAAGUGCGAUUGGUUUCCCCAGAAUAAAGCGACAUGGCUAGGUAUGUUUUGGGAUUUUCACGAGGGAGAUGUUUACAUUACAGAAACAAGGAUGCAAAAAUGCAAAAAGUCAAUUGAAGAUGUCUUAACAAAAAUCCAAAAAGGAAAAUAUAUAAUACCAGUUCGAACUUUGGCCAGCGUAGCAGGCCAGAUAAUUUCUAUGCAACCGGCAAUUGGUACAAUAGUUCAAUUGAAAUCAAAAGAAAUAUUUAAGUGCAUCAAUAACCGAGCCUCUUGGAACGCCCCCGUAUUAGUUACAGGAGAAGCGGUUACAGAAUUAUUGUUCUGGUAUAAACACUUAGACAGGCUUAACGGUGUAUCAAUUUCACGAGUAAAGUCAUGUAAUUGCUGUUUAUUCACCGAUGCGUCGGGCACUGGAUUCGGGGCGUAUGUUAGUGAAAUACCAGACCUGGAAGUGGUCGGUUCAUGGACAGACUCCGAAAUGAAAUAUAGUUCUUCAUGGAGAGAAAUCGAAGCGUUAAAUAGAGCUCUGAAAUCAGUCGGUCCGUGUCUGGAAGGGCAGGAUAUUCGUUGUUACACAGACAACAAAAACGUUACUAGCAUAGUUCAGAGAGGCAGUAAGAAUGUACAACUGCAAGAGAUAGCAAUCGAGAUACAUGAUACAUGCGAUCUUUAUGGAUUGGGCAUAGAUAUGGUUUGGAUUCCAAGAGAAAUGAAUGUUAUGGCAGACAGUCUUAGUAGAAUAUCAGACAGUGAUGACUGGAGCAUUAGCCAUGAUGUAUUUCAAUAUCUGAACCAAAUAUGGGGACCACAUGUGGUCGACAGAUUUUCAUGUGAUUACAAUGCAAAAUGCAGUCGAUUUAAUUCGAGAUGGGGAUGCCCCAGUACAGAAGGUGUUGAUGCUUUCAAACAGUCCUGGGCUAAUGAAAUCAAUUGGUGGGUCCCUCCACCUCGUUUAGCUGCCAGAGCAAUUGGAAAAAUAGUGAAAGAAAGGGCAGAGGGUACCUUAAUUGUUCCUGUGUGGGAAUCUGCUCCAUUCUGGCCCAAAAUUUACCAAGGAGGAAAAUUUGUUCAAUUUGUGAAAGAAAGUUAUGUAUUUCCAUGUCAAGAAAUUAUGAAAGGAAAAGGAAACAACGGUAUUUUUGGUUCCGUGGGACAACGGUUUUCCAUGGUUGCUUUGAAAUUACGUUUUUAGACAUUCUUAUUCAUUUUU
Molecule: messenger RNA, 3062 nt
Organism: Lytechinus variegatus (green sea urchin)
Lineage: Eukaryota; Metazoa; Echinodermata; Echinoidea; Temnopleuroida; Toxopneustidae
Exons: 1
Coding region: 243-3044 (933 amino acids)
Molecular function (GO): site-specific DNA-methyltransferase (adenine-specific) activity; DNA binding; zinc ion binding
Source: RefSeq, a predicted model, not a curated record